AUGAAGGCGGAGAUGAAGGAAAUAUCACUGGUUUCCUGCAUGAGAAUGACGACGUGCGACACGCAGUUAUCAAGAAGGCGUGGCACCAUACCUUUCAGGGCGGGAGCAGUGAGCAUCUUCUCUUAUUUGGUUCUUCUGGAGGGAUUGUCGACCUCUCUCCCUCGCACCCAAGUCAGAUGCAAAUUUUUAAGCUCUGGCAAGUUUAUCUGGACAAAUGUCAACCCCCUUCUCAAAGUCACACAUACACCGACCUUGCAAGCUCGUAUUAUCGAUGCUGCUAGCGAUUUAACUAACAUCAAGCCCACGUUGGAAGCACUGAUGUUUAGUAUCUACUCUAUCUCCAUUCACAGUCUUACUGAAGAUCAAUGCAGUGGCUUCUUCGGGUCCCCAAAGAAGGGUAUUCUAACAGGUUAUCAAAUAUCAUGCCAACAAGCGCUGGGGAACUGCGAUGUAUUACAAACCUGUGACUAUGAAUGCUUGACGGCAUUAUACCUCUAUCUAGUAAGCAAAUGGCCCCCUUUAGAAGCUGAGAGACGCCGAAGACUAUGGUGGUCACUUGUGAUCUUCGAUAAUCGCAUAUGCGAAAUGUCUGAUUACGGAACCACUUCUUUAAAUCCUUCAUGGGACUGCAGAAUUCCUCUCAAUGUGAAUGAUUCAGAGCUUCAGCCAGAGAUGAAGGCCUCACCGGCAAUAGCAGACUACAACCCAUCAGAGAUGAUUUUUGUAGUUCUACGCUGCCGGCUGGCUAACUUCAUCCGCUAUAGUGCCUUCCAUAUCGACUUCACUAAUCCGUGCUUCAACAAAAUAAUGACAGCUAGGUCUAGCCAUGUAGAGGAGGCACGAAAAUUAGCAGACCUAGAAAGGCUGAUAGAAGAGAAAUAUCUCGCAUCCUGCAAUUCAGAGAACCCCUUUCACUAUAUGACAAUCUGGACAAUACGUGGCUACUUCGCGAAGUAUCGUCUCCUGCAACACUAUACCCUGAACACCGAGAAGCAACCAGACCCUCAGCAUACCAUUGGUGUCUCCUAUGCUCUACGUAUGCUAGAGUGUGAUACAAAUCUUAUGGCCUCGCCACAUAUUAAAGGUUACCUCUGGCUUGUUCACUUUCACUUCCCUCUCCUUGCUUAUAUUCACCUCCUUCAAGAUUUGAAAAGACGGCCUGUCGAAAACCACGAUACGGCCUGGAAGGCCAUGACCCAUAACUAUAUGUUACGCAUAGCGGGUUCAAACCAAGAAAAACACAGGGACUUUUUUCUUGUUUUUUCUAGGAUAGUUCUUCAAGCCUGGGAGGCAUGCGAGAAUAGUGCUCGAGAAAAGGGUAAGAUACUAAUAACUCCAGAUAUUGUGCUGGAUAUCAAGCAAAAGAUUAUACAAAUAACAACAAAUUUCUUGGGAAAUACUGGCACGGCACAGAGUAACGAGUCAAACACUUUUGAUGAUGAUAACAAUGAGAGGCUGGGGUUUAAUUUGGAUUCAUUGGAGUACUCUGAUUUAUUCCAAUUAAAUACUAUAGAGGAGCUUUUAAACACUAACUAG
Molecule: messenger RNA, 1536 nt
Organism: Trichophyton verrucosum HKI 0517
Lineage: Eukaryota; Fungi; Ascomycota; Eurotiomycetes; Onygenales; Arthrodermataceae
Product: C6 transcription factor, putative
Exons: 2
Coding region: 1-1536 (511 amino acids)
Source: RefSeq, a predicted model, not a curated record